AUGGCACAGUUCUAUCGUCGUUUCAUCAAAGACUUUGCCAGCAUAGCUGCUCCAUUAAAUGUAUUUAAGACAAAAAAUACGAAAUUCGUAUGGACUAGUGAAUGCCAAAAGGCUUUCGAUACACUGAAGCAAAAAUUAUCGCAAUACCCACUGCUGGCAUUCUACGAUGGCAAGUCGAAACUAAAAUUGAAGAUUAAUACUGAUGCAUCUAAUACGGGUAUUGACGGAGUAUUACAUCAAGUCACUCCGAAUGGACAUCUCCAACCAAUCCAAUACUUGUCACGAUCACUAUCAAAACGUGAACAAAUAUAUUCGGUCGUGGAAAAGGAAUGUUUGGCAAUGGUUUGGUGCAUUACAAAAUUACGUCCAUACUUAUAUGGACGCGAAUUCACCUUAAUUACAGAUCAUCAUCCAUUAUGCUGGCUGAACAAACAAUCGUCAAAGAAUGGUCGCCUCGAUCGAUGGUCGUUGCAGUUGCAAGAAUACUCAUUCGAUAUCAAGCAUACCUCGGGAUUGUCAAAUUGUGUUGCCGAUUGUCUAUCCAGGUACCCAAUCCAACAACCAGAUGACAUCGUCGAAGAACAACUUGAAUUGAUGCACGGUCCUGUCAAUUGCAUGAAUAUGGUGGUUAAUUCACAUUUUUCUUCAACACAAAUACGUGAACAACAGCAAAAGGACCAAACAAUCAAACAAAUAUAUGAACAAUUAUCAAACGGAAAACAACAAUCAUCCUAUUCAUUAGAAAAUGAGUUAGUAUGUAAGAUCAUCCAACGACUAGGUCAGCCUAUAGUAACACUACCAUACAUUCCAGCAUCUAUGGUGGAUCCAUUGCUGUAUGCUUAUCACGACAGUCCAACAAGUGGUCAUCUAAGUAUCAACAAAACAUGGUAUAAAAUUCGUGAUCGAUACUUCUGGCCUGGAAUGUUCAAGAAAAUUAAAGAUCAUGUGUUAUCAUGUACAAAAUGCAAACAAUUCAAGAUUGAUAGAAUCAGGCCAAAAGGUAAAUUACAACCCAUCGAACCCCCAACAGGAAUUUUGGACCUUAUGGGCCUAGACUUUAUUGGUCCAGUUCCACAAUCAUCCUACGGAAAUAAAUACAUUCUGGUGUGUACAGACUAUUUGUCACGUUAUGCAAUCACACAAGCGACGCCUAACUGUACCUCCGAAACAGCAGCCAAGUUCCUCGUUGACAAAGUUAUCUUGCAGUAUGGAGUGCCUAAACAAUUGUUAACUGACCGAGGUACGCACUUUAUGUCCAACGUUUUUGAAGCCAUCGCGUCUCGAUGUGGUAUCAAUUAUAUUACAGCAACAACAUACCAUCCACAAUGCAAUGGUCUCACUGAGUGCUUCAACGCCACAUUAGUAGACUCAAUUGGUACAUAUGUAAAUCAACAACAAAGUGACUGGGAUGAUUAUUUACCAUUCGUCCCCUUUGCAUACAAUACAUCGAAACAGUCAACAACUCAAAUGGAACCAUUCAAAUUGAUGUAUGGUCGAGAUGCCAUCCUUCCGUUUGAUACUCCCAGUCUGAUCACUAAAUUAUCUACUGUUAAUGAUUACUACACCCAACUCGUCUGA
Molecule: messenger RNA, 1578 nt
Organism: Rotaria sp. Silwood2
Lineage: Eukaryota; Metazoa; Rotifera; Eurotatoria; Philodinida; Philodinidae
Source: the annotation of a GenBank genome assembly